AUGAACUCAGACGCUGAACGCAUCGAGCGCGCCCGCGCCAAGAAUCUCGCGUACAUCCGCGAAAAAGAUAAGCGUGAGGAUUCUCAAGCCAUUGACGAACUCUUGGCCUCCUCUGUCGGUUCUUCAGUUGCUAGUAGCUUAAAUGUCAAGCGACCAACAUUGGCGUCAGGAGGAAUAAAGGGAAACAAUAGCAGCGUCUAUAUUACGGGCCUUACAACAUAUAUGGCCUGUAGACAACUUGAGGGCGCAUGCGCUAGGAUUGGCAAAGUGCGGCGUAUCAAGUUUUAUAAGGAUGAGAGAGGAGGACUUAAGGGUGAUGCAGUGGUGACAUUUAGCUCGCGUGCCACGAUGAUGAAGGCUGUUGACACGCUAAAUCGCUUUGAAGUUAAACCGGGAGUCAUUAUCACAGCGACAGAAGCGACUUUCUCGAGCAAAAAGGCAAAGAAUACUGAAGGGAGUACGGAAAAUGACGGCGACGAUCAGGCGAAUACAACAGCAAAAGCAUCCGCGCCAUUGAAGACUAGUUUAUUCAAGGACACGCUGCUUUUGGACGUGCCGUCGUGCUCGGUGAUCCUUAAACAUGUAUGGGAUUUACUUGAUAGGAGCGAUGCUGAAUUCUUUGCUGAAUUGGAGGAAGACAUGCGUGUGGAAUGUACCAAGCAUGGAGUAGUAGAGCAUGUUCAAGUUGUAGCGGACGGGUCAGUGGUUGUGCGAUUUACAAAAGUAAACGCAGCUGUUGCGUGUCAGAAGGUAAUGGACGGGCGGUGGUUUGACGGACGCCAGAUCGAGGCACAAUUUAUUCAGGCUACGACUGAAGGCCCUCGCGAUGCAGAUGCCAAGGUUAAGGCGUUCUUGGCGUCUCUUGGAGAGUGA
Messenger RNA from Peronospora belbahrii, 873 nucleotides. The record is from the annotation of a GenBank genome assembly. Lineage: Eukaryota; Oomycota; Peronosporomycetes; Peronosporales; Peronosporaceae.